Molecule: messenger RNA, 1242 nt
Organism: Cyphellophora europaea CBS 101466
Lineage: Eukaryota; Fungi; Ascomycota; Eurotiomycetes; Chaetothyriales; Cyphellophoraceae
Exons: 1
Coding region: 1-1242 (413 amino acids)
Source: RefSeq, a predicted model, not a curated record
AUGUCCAGCUCCGAAGAUGUCGACAGUCCGCGGCGACCCGCUACCCGUCGACAGACAGGCCUUGCCGCCACGAAGCGUCAGGCUGAGCUCUUGACAACCAAGAACACUGUCAAGGCUCCUGUCAAUAAGAGUAUGGAGAGUGUUGAGGUUGCAGUCGCGAAAGACGUUGAAGUCGACCCUUCCGAGAAGCAGCAACCCAUGAAGCGCAAGAAGGCUCCUCCUGUCAACGCCUCUCCUACUGCGCCAGGACAAGUCCGCUUCCCCGCCGAGCUACCAGCCAACAUCUCCCUGAUGUUCCGCCAGUACUUCGUGGCCAAAGGCAACAACAUUGUCCCGCAGGACAUCUACUUCAUGCAAGUUCCCUGGAUCUUCAAGUUGCACGACGCCAAAAACAAGAAAGACGCCACCGAUGCUGGUUACUUCUACGGUGCCAGCGGCCAAGCUGUCCAUGUGCGCCCCUUUUCUCUGCCAUGGAUGCUUAACGAGCCCAGUGGUCGCAACUCACAGCGUCUGCUCGUCGCGUAUGACCAUCCCUUCCCGGAGCCGGCAGUUCUUUGCCGCAUCAAGAAGCACAGCAGCGAGUUCCGCAUCUGGCGCGGUGCGGAUGAUGACCCAUACGAGCAAGCUGUCGUGGUCAAGAAGCCUCUCGUCCAGACUGCUGGCAAGAAGAUCAACUACCCUGCUCCGGUUCCUACAAGCGUUCUUCCGGCCAGCGCUUUUCCGAUAACCCCAAGCCCUACCCCUCAAACCAACCUGCCGGUUUUGCCCGCCACCGCCGCCGCGAACGUUAUUGGGAAACGCAAGCGAAACUACAUUGAGUAUCCUGAUAUUGAAGAAGAUGGAAACGCAUAUGCCGACGGGGAGAUCUACCACAAUAAUCCUACUCCAGCCGACUCGUCCUUCUCAGGCAACGUCAGCUCUCGCACUUCUUCGCCUGAAGCUGAUGACCUCGCUCGCAACAUCAUCUUCCGCUUCCAUGGCAUAAUCGAUCUCGAACGCUCGCGCACUCUGCUUCAAUGCCGUACCUACAUCAAGUUCCUCACCCAUGCCAUCGCUGCUGGUGUGCUGUCUGAGAGCACCCAGAUCAUCCUCCUCAAUUGUGUUGUUCGCGGCCGCAAUGGCGGUGUCAAACGUAUGAGUAUUGUGGAUGAUGAGGACUUCGGUAACAUGGUGGGUGACAUCAUGGAUGAUCGAGGUUGGUACGUCGCGGGCGAGAAGUACUACGUGGAUGUGUCCAGGUGA